Molecule: messenger RNA, 1383 nt
Organism: Trichomonas vaginalis G3
Lineage: Eukaryota; Parabasalia; Trichomonadida; Trichomonadidae
Product: armadillo (ARM) repeat-containing protein family
Exons: 1
Coding region: 1-1383 (460 amino acids)
Source: RefSeq, a predicted model, not a curated record
AUGAAUUUAGGUGAAUAUAAAGAAGAUGAAUUAAUACCAUCAACUGAGGGACAGGACGAUUUAAAUAGUACAAAUGGUGAACCAGCAUUUGAUGAAUCAGACAAAUCUUUCAUUGAGGAAAGAAUUAAUUCAAUUCGUCAAGGAAAUCUAGACGAUAUCAUUCCUCUCUGUGAUAAGUGUCGCUGCUAUGAUUUCAGUAUGAUUGAAGAAGUAAUUCCAAUUGAUUUUAUUGAUAUCAUUGGAAAACUGCUUAUUAGUAGUCAAAGAGAUAAUAAUUUUGAUAACUAUUUAAUUUAUUUAUUUGCUGCUGCAUCAGAUCCAUAUAGAAUUACUUUUAAUUAUUUAUUAACAAAUACACUUAUAAAUUCAAUCAUUUCAAUCAUAUGUGCGGACAAUUCCUUACUGCAUUAUGGUGUCCAUGCUAUUUUUAAUAUAUUCGGAACAGAUCCAAUCGUAUUAAAAGAAAGUAUAAUUAAUUCGGAUUUAUUUGAUUUUAUUUAUAAUUUAAUGCAAAAAUCAGAAGAUAUAGAGUUUCUCAGACUAUGUCUUAAAUUUUUAAAAGAUUUAACAAAAAAUUCAGAUAAAGAUUUAAUUCAAAGGGCUGUUGAUAUCGUGCGAUUAGGAAUUCAUUCACAAAACAAAGAGUGCGCAGUUAUCUUUCUAGUAGAGAUCGGAAAAUACUCAACUGUUCAUGAAAUUCUGAAACAUUUUUUCAAACUUGAUUUAUUCAAAGAUAUUUUUGAAAUUAUUGUUGAAUUCACAAAUAAUGCAAAAGAGUAUGAUCAAAAUGAUGAAAAUAAUCAAUUAAUUACAGAAUUAUUUUUAUCAUCUGCAUUAUUACCAAUUUUAGCAAUUUUUGAUGGCGAUGAUGUUGAAUUCUCCAACAGAUUGAUCAAUGAUGAACUUAUUUCUAUUAUUAUCCCAAUAUUAGAGAUAAAUAAUAACAGAAUACAAUGUUAUGCUGUAGAUAUCUUAGAUAAAUGUUUGAUGUGCAAUGAAAGUCUAUUAGCUAAUAUUAUAAUGAAAGGAGGACUUGAUUUCUUCUUAGAGAAUAUAGAAGACUUAAACUACAAGCCAAAACUAAUGAUUGCUAUCUUUGUUUGUAAUCUUAUUUGUACAUGUAGUAAUUCGGAGUUCUCUCCCGACAAAUACAGACAUUUUCUAAAUCCAUUAUUCGCUCUUUUGGAAAGUCGUGGUGCUAUAGAACAUGUUCUCAAUGCAUUGAUGAUUAUUGUUAAAAAUAUCCAAAACGAUUUUCAAAAAAAUGAAUUUGAUGAAUAUUUGAAUAUUUUAGAAGAUAUUUUAUCUGAUGAUGACAUUGAUGAAAACAUUGAAUGGAAAAUAGAGAGUUUGAUUCAUUUAAUUAAACAAGAUGAUGAUUAA